CUCGAGCACGGUUCAUGAAACAAUACAAUAGAAGCCUAGUCCCUAAAAAUUCAGAAGAAACUGUUUUGUUUUCAAUUUCUUCUAUAUUCAAUCCUACUUGUCCUCGAAGCUGUCAGUAAAUCAAUUUUUGGUUUUGGGUUUUUGCUUCUUGAUUAAUCGGCCCACAGCUAUGGAUGCACCACAUUGUGUUAUCAAUGUUUAUAAUUUAGAUACGUAUAAGGGUGUCUUAAAGUUUUUAAAUGAAGAAAUUCCUUCCAACUUUUCUUCCUUAUGAAGAUGAGACAGCAGCUCUUAGAAUGUACAAGUUCUUAGUUAAGUAUGCCAAUGAUGAUGACUUACUCAGGUGUCAUCAAAUCAUAUAUCAUGAAAAGAAAUGGCUGCUUGCGUUUGAAGAUUGUUUAAAUGUAAUGGAAUUUUUUGACAAACAGAAGAGUAAUUGGGAACGUAGGCGUUCACAGAGGAGUAGGGCUAGCUGGUUUAGUUAUAUUAGGAGAGAUUUUGUAGAGAUAUUUCAAGAUGCUGCCUGUAUUUGGGUUAGAAAAGCAGGUAGAAGUAGCUGUCAAAGCAUUUAUACGGAAAACCCAAUUAAAUGUUUGUUUAUUACGAGGAAGUGUUCUGAAUGUCGGGUAAAAGUUUUACCCAAUUUAGAUGGACCGAAGAGCAAGAUGAAUGAUGAUAUUGAAGAGCUUAAAAAAUUGAUGGACGUCAUCAUAAAUUACCCGUUCGGAUCAGAUAAGCCAGAUUAUGAUCGUUUCAAUUUGUCUCCUGAACUGAGAUGUUUUCUUCAUUAUCUCAAUUCUGAAUUUUUGGAAAACGUGAGCCCUAGGUGCUUACUUGAUUCGCCUUUUAUUUGGGGGGACGCUGAUAAGUAUCGGUUUCUUAUCAGUCUGGAUUAUCUCCUAAAGAGCGAAGUAUUUAAGCUUGAAUCUUGUAAUGAUGCUUUAACUACGUUUGCAAGUACUAAUUUGAUUCACUGGGUACGUGCUUUGUAUAACAAACGGGUGCUGUAUAAAGUAUAUUACCAUAGUCAAAUGAGUUACAAUGUCUCGAGGACUGCUGCUGUUGUACGAUUCUGCUCAAAUGUUUUCUGGCAUUACAAUAAUUAUGCAAUUGAAUGCGGGGAAAGAAAAAUUGGCAAGAUUAGGAUCGUGAGAAAGUUGAGCGAGGCCCUGCCAAAUUUAUUUAUCGAUCUAUUUGACUGUUGUAUCAAGUAUGCAUGCAACUUGGAAGAUUUGCAUCAACCCGAAAUGCGUGAAGCACUGAAACGAGUUUUUCGCAAACCUUUGACUUCUGAAUACCGAUACUGACACAUAGACAAAGCAGAGAAAAGAACGAAAUUCGGAUGCAGGAAUUCAAAGAGAAGUAGAGAAGGAUUAAAUUGGAGCAUGAGCAAAAGAAGAGGGGUCGAAUUAGAAAUUUAGAGAUAUUUAAGGGUUGAUUAGGUUUUUGAUUUUUUAAAAAUUAUAUUUAGAAAAGAAAAUCUAAUAUUUUAUUUCAUGUAAAUAGUGGGUAGGUGGUUUAGCCUAAUUUUAGUAUAGGGUGUAUGGUGGACUUAGAAAAAUACACUUCGAAUACUUGAAAAUUCAAUGUGGGCUUGGUAGAUUAGCAUACCUAGCUCUCCAAGUGGUUUAGUUUUCCUAAUCAUCUCCCAGUUGUAGGUAGAGUGGUUGCUUCUCAACUUAGCCUUCCCACAAGAAUAUCUGGAUUUAUUUCAAUCUAUGUUUUGAAUGCGGUAAUUACAAAUUUUGGAUUGGAUUCCUUUGAAUUUUAAA
Molecule: messenger RNA, 1772 nt
Organism: Gossypium arboreum
Lineage: Eukaryota; Viridiplantae; Streptophyta; Magnoliopsida; Malvales; Malvaceae
Exons: 6
Coding region: 240-1307 (355 amino acids)
Source: RefSeq, a predicted model, not a curated record